AUGUCUGCAGCUUCAAAUGUCUCGACCACUAAACAGCAAACAAUUGAACAGUUACUUAAGACAAUGCAGGCUCUCAAGCUUCAAAACCAGGUCUCCUCCACCUCGUCAUCUGCUGCUUCCAACUCUGUUUCUGGCCCUGUUGCUGCCGAUUCCUCCAUUAAAAAGGCUAAGGGCCUCGAGAGAUUACUCACAGCUGCCGAGAUCAAGGAUGUGCAGUACCAGGCAAAAGCACUCGUUGUGACCUGCAACGUCUGGUGGGACAAAUUCCUUCCAUUUGGAUACCCCCGGGUUGAGAGUGCUGCAGAGCUAGCUUGCUACCGUGAGGAACUAAAAGAGCUAAACAAGCUGGACACCACGAAGCGAAAGCUUGUGCUGAACUGGAGCUCAAAAAAAGUAGAUGCAGAGAGACAGAUCUCUCUGCUAUGGAUUGUCAAAGCCCUUUAUAGAGUCAUACCAGAGAAAUUCCAUGACAUGCUGGAAAGCGGAUACAGUGGAAUGGAAAACAUGAUGAAAGCCGCUGCGGGCGGGUUAAGAUCCACCAUGAUGCAUCACAUCCGACAGUCUGCCUCUACAAUCUUUGAAGACAUUCCCGUUCCCCAUACUGUCUUCCAUCCGGGGUAUGCUCAAGGCAGCAAUGAACUCUGUUUGUCCCUCCUGGGAUAUGACGAGGUUAGGCAGAGGUACAAGCAAUGCCCCAAAGUCCUCUAUCCUGUUGGAGAAGGUGAUGAAGCCAGCGUCAGCCUCUUUCGUUCUCCAGCAAUGGUAAAGGUUUUAAGUCUCAUUCUGUAUGGUCUGUCAUCCCUUCGUGCUGGAAAGAUGAUCAGAUCCACCAAUGGCACACUCUGGAAAAUCUUUGCCAUCACGCCAGGCACUAUAGCUUGUGCUGCGAUCAUACUUUGUUAUCUUCUUACUUCUGAUGGUAACUUCCUCGAAGAAGGAGACAAGACCGGCAUUCCUUAUUCUCAGGAUUGCGACUAUUACAUCCGAAUCAUCGAGACGACGAUAUCUCUUCCGUCGACACAGAGGACAAUUGAUUUUUUCAAUCAAAAUCUCUUCACUCGAAGGAGAACUGGGGCAGGGCUGGUCAUCUCAGAAGCCGGAAAGGAUUCCGACUCAGAAGAAGAAGAGAUCCUACGGGCUUUGCACCAACCAGAAGCAGACCAGGAGACAGAGGUCAACACAUCAUUGGAGGAUGAUAGGGAGAAUAAUAUGUCAGCGACACUGAUGCCGCUGCUGACACUCAGGGCAGUUAGGUUUGCUGACCCUCCUGCUACCGGACACAACUACGUUGAGAUUCACUCUGAUGAUGAGCCUCACCCUACCAACAUAUUUGCUACUAGCUCUGAUGACGAGCCCAUCACUGCCAUAACUGCUGAUGCUCUUGGGCAUCGCAGUAGCCUAGUUGGUCGGAACAGAGGAACUGAGCAAGGCAAUGCCUCUGGGAUGGGGUCUAAUGCUUCUGAUAACCCUUUGCCAGCUGCAGUGAAUGCACCCAAACCAAACCGAGGAAGAGGAAGAGGAGGCAAGAAAUUCACCUGA
Molecule: messenger RNA, 1539 nt
Organism: Desarmillaria tabescens
Lineage: Eukaryota; Fungi; Basidiomycota; Agaricomycetes; Agaricales; Physalacriaceae
Exons: 6
Coding region: 1-1539 (512 amino acids)
Source: RefSeq, a predicted model, not a curated record